AUGUCUCCAGAGUACGCAUUGAGAGGAAUCUUUUCGGGAAAAUCUGAUGUAUUUAGCUAUGGCAUGUUACUACUAGAGAUAAUAAGCGGGAAAAAGAAUACUAGCUUCAAGAAUGAGGAUCAAUACCAAGGCCUUAUUGCAUAUGUGAGUAGUUCACAAAAGAAACCUCUCAAAUUGUGUUAUUAUGUUUGUGUGUUGUGGUGGAAAAUUGAGGCUGAUAUCAAUGUAAUGAAACAAUCAUGGCAGCUAUGGAGUGAAGGCAGAGGAAUAGAGUUGGUGGAUGAAGCAUUAGGCGAGUCAUAUAAUGAAUCAGAGGCAUUGAAAUGCAUACACAUUGGGCUUCUGUGCGUUCAAGACUUUGCCACAUAUAGACCUUCCAUGGCUCAAGUAACCUCCAUGUUAAGUAACCAAAUAUUUGAUCAACCUCAACUCAAACAACUUAUUUUUACUUUUCAAGCCAGCAAUAGUAGUUAUGAUCCUUCCACACAAAGUGGUAGUAGAUGCUCUGCCACUAUAUCUGUGCUUGAACAUCAAUAA
This is a messenger RNA of Humulus lupulus (European hop), 537 nucleotides long. Its product is annotated as G-type lectin S-receptor-like serine/threonine-protein kinase SD1-13. Bases 1 to 537 code for a protein of 178 amino acids. The record is from RefSeq and is a predicted model, not a curated record. NCBI's taxonomy places the organism in Eukaryota, Viridiplantae, Streptophyta, Magnoliopsida, Rosales, Cannabaceae. The transcript has a single exon. Gene Ontology annotation, molecular function: protein kinase activity. Gene Ontology annotation, biological process: protein phosphorylation.